AUGCUCAUGCUGCUGUCAGCCUUGGCAUGUUUCAUGGCCUUUCUGACGGGAACCGACGCAUCCACCAGUGCUCGCGGCAUGGCUCCUGCUCUCAACCGCCGUUACCUCCAGACCUACACAUCCAUCUUCACCAACUCAUCUUUCGCCAAUCUACCAGAUCGACCGCCAAAUUGUCCACCGUGUCCCGAACCUGAUUGCUUCAACUGUCAACUGCCGGCAUACGAAUGCUAUCAGUUUGGUGAAUGCAACCAGUACGAUGGUCUUUGCAGCUGCCCUGUUGGUUUUGGCGGACCCGAUUGCCUCUCGCCUCUCUGCGGAUCACCGGCGGACGGCUCGAAGCGCUUCCCAAAGGGAGAACCCGGCGAUGACAAGUCCUGUCAGUGCUCGGACGGCUGGGAGGGCCUCAACUGCAACGUCUGCAAUACCGAUGCUGCAUGUGCCAACUUCAUGAUGGGAGGCGAACGUCUCGGCGAAAACGGCACUUGCUACGACGGCGGCGCCACCAUCCAACAGAGCUUCCAAGAAUGCGACGUCACCAACCAGAAGAUCGUCGACAUGCUUCCCGGCCGUCCUCCUCAGGUCACGUUCAGCUGCGAUAAGAGCGAUGCUAGCUGCAAUUUCCAGUUCUGGAUCGGCGCCCGAGAGUCGUUCUACUGCGGUCUCGACGACUGCCAAGAGACUAUCGAGAUCGGCAAGUCGGCCAAUCGCACCUCGUACGACUGCAAAAAGGUCAGCUGCCAAUGCAUACCUGGACGCAUGCUCUGCGGCGAGUCGGGCAGCAUCGACAUUUCGGAGUUCCUCACCGAGGAGAUCAAAGGUCCAGGCAAGAUGUCCUGCAAGACCGACCCGGACGGUGUCCGCAAGUGUCGCUUCGAGGAACCCGGCAUGAACGGCCUCAUUUCGGACGUCUUCGGUGACGAAGCCAUCUUCAUCACCUGCAAAUCGGGCGAAUGUAUUCACUUCAGUCAGGUUCCCGGCUAUCAGGUACCCAUCGCGCCACCUAAACCCGUCCUUUGGGUCGUCAUCAGCGCCGUUGCAGCCAUUGCGAUCGUAAUCCUCUCCAUCAGCUUGCUCUGGAUGCUCGGAAGGCAUUACAAAGACGACGAGGUGCGCCUCGGCAGCGUGCGACUCCCCGAAGAGGAGGCCGAUCUCAUGAAAGAUCACAUCCCUGCCGCACUUCACUGGGAGAACGUCGGCUAUCGCAUCGGAUCCAAAGCUUUGCUCGAUGGCAUCACUGGCUCGGUCAAGCCGGGCGAGGUCAUGGCUAUCGUCGGUGCCAGUGGUGCAGGCAAGACCACGUUCCUCGACAUCCUCGCGCGACGCGAGAAGCGCGGUGUCACCUCCGGAUCGGUGCUGAUCAACGGCAGGAAGAUGUCGAACCAAGAGUACAAGCGCGUCGUCGGCUUUGUCGACCAAGAGGACCUGCUCAUGGAGACUCUAACCGUAUACGAGACUGUCCUCUAUUCGGCUUUGCUGCGGCUGCCGCGCGACAUGUCUCUCGAGGCCAAGAAGUUCCGCACGCUCGAAACUAUGCAGGAGCUUGGCAUCCUUGGUAUCAAGGACAGCCGCAUCGGUGGCUCAGGCUUCACCGCUGGUGGCAGUAAGGAAGGACGCGGUAUCAGCGGCGGUGAGAAGCGUCGGGUCUCGAUUGCUUGCGAGCUCGUUACGAGCCCGAGUAUCCUCUUCUGCGACGAGCCUACGUCCGGCUUGGACGCGUACAACGCCUUCAAUGUCGUCCAGUCGCUCGUCACGCUUGCGAAGACCUACAAGCGCACCGUCAUCUUUUCCAUCCACCAACCACGCUCCAACAUCGUGGCGCUGUUUGAUAAGCUCUUGCUGCUUGCGGAGGGUCGUGUCGUUUAUUCGGGUCCCUUUGGUCGCUGCAGCGACUACUUUGACCAGGUCGGGCAUCCCUGCCCGCCAGGGUUCAACAUUGCCGAUUUCUUGAUCGACCUCACUGCGCGUCGCAGCAAUUCGACACCGGAGAGUGCCGAGGAAGAUGUCGAAGGAGGUGGCUCGGCGGGUAGCACGCAUCAUCGCAACGAGACGAGCAUCGUCACGACCGACACCAGCUCGAGAGACGAAUCGACCGAGCUGAGAACAAGACCGAACUCGAUUGCCGAGCAAGGAUCGUCAAGGGGAGGCAGUCUGCGCAAGAAGACCAGUCGUCUCACAGACGGACUUCGAAACGCCUUUGCCAACGGCCAGGGCAACGGUCACGACGUGUGGAUGCCUGCGUUGAGCAGCGGCAAGCUGGUGCACCUCGUCAACGCAUUUGCCGAGUCCGACAUUUCUAAGGACACCAAGUCCGAGCUAGACGCCUUCCUGGGACGUCGACCCGAAGGCGUGGUCAACGAGCUGCCCGAUCUUGCGAAUGAGAGCUCGCUGCUCCGCUCGUACAAGAAGGCCGGACUGUGGACGCAGUUCAAGAUCCUAUCCGGACGGGCGUUCAAGAACCUUUACCGCGAUCCGAUCCUCAUGUUUGCGCAUUUCGGUCUCGCCAUCGUGCUCGCACUCUUCUGCGGAGUCCUGUACCACGGCGUGACCAACGACAUUUCGGGAUUCCAAAACCGUCUCGGCCUGUUCUUCUUCAUCCUCUCGCUGUUCGGUUUUUCGUGCUUGACCUCGCUCGGGGUGUUUGCAAACGAACGCGCGCUGUUCGUGCGCGAACGCAGCAAUGGCUACUACAGCCCGCUGACGUAUUUCACGAGCAAGCUGCUGUUCGAUAUUCUGCCGUUGAGGGUCGUUCCGCCGUUCUUGUUUGGUGGAUGCGUGUAUUUCCUCGUCGGUUUGGUACCGGGGGUAGCCGAGUUUUGGAAGUUUAUCCUCACGCUGGUGCUGUUUUCGCUCUCGGCUUCUUCUGCGGUGUUCUUCAUCUCCAUCGCGAUCGAAGAUACCGGUCUGGCGAACUUGGUAGGGUCGCUCACGAUGUUGUUUUCACUUCUGUUUGCAGGUCUGCUCAUCAACCGCGAUCGCAUCCCGGGGUACCUACGGUGGCUGCAGCACCUGUCGUUCUUCCACGCCGCGUACGAGGCGCUCAUCGUCAACGAGCUGCGCAACCUCAGCCUCAAGGAGCACAAGUACGGGAUCGAUAUCGAAGUCCCCGCUGCGAGCAUCAUCAGCUCGUUCGGGUUCAACAGCCAGGCGUUCUGGUUGCCGGAUAUCGUCACACUAGUGGCACUGUUUGUGGCGUUCACCGUGGCGAGUGCGGGGUGGUUGGUGGUGUUUGUUAGGGAGAGGAAGUGA
Molecule: messenger RNA, 3246 nt
Organism: Pseudozyma hubeiensis SY62
Lineage: Eukaryota; Fungi; Basidiomycota; Ustilaginomycetes; Ustilaginales; Ustilaginaceae
Exons: 1
Coding region: 1-3246 (1081 amino acids)
Cellular component (GO): membrane
Molecular function (GO): ATP hydrolysis activity; ATP binding; ABC-type transporter activity
Source: RefSeq, a predicted model, not a curated record